Octopus sinensis (East Asian common octopus) is the source of this 447-nucleotide messenger RNA. RefSeq names its product unconventional myosin-Ib-like. Gene Ontology annotation, molecular function: microfilament motor activity; ATP binding; actin filament binding. The record is from RefSeq and is a predicted model, not a curated record. Gene Ontology annotation, biological process: actin filament organization; vesicle transport along actin filament. Lineage: Eukaryota; Metazoa; Mollusca; Cephalopoda; Octopoda; Octopodidae. The coding region runs from base 88 to 447 and encodes 119 amino acids. The transcript has 5 exons. Gene Ontology annotation, cellular component: myosin complex; microvillus; vesicle.
GUGGAUGACUAAAAAAUCUUUGUUUAUAUUUGAAAAGGAAUUUAUUUCUCUACCAGUUCUUCAACAACGCUGUCCAAAUGUCUGAAGAUGGCACUGCAUAAAGGAACAUUGUCGAUAUUUGAGAACAAUGUUGGGAUAAGUGAUGCUGUCCUCUUGGAUCCAAUGACAGAGGAUGCCUUUAUACAAAACCUUAACGAACGAUUUAAUCAUCAGCAAAUUUACACAUAUAUUGGAAAUGUUGUUGUCUCUGUCAACCCGUACCACAAAUUACCUCUCUAUUCCCAUCAUGUGAUUGAGGAGUACCGCUGUAGGAACAUAUAUGAAUUACCAGCUCAUAUAUAUGCAAUAACAGACUAUGCCUACCGGUCAAUGAGAGAUCGUAACUUGGAUCAAUGCAUCAUCAUCUCAGGUGAAAGCGGAGCUGGGAAAACGGAUGCCGGUGUGUGA